CCCCCCCCCGCCGUGUCCUGUGCUAUGAGCAUUCGGCGUGACUUCUCCUCGAGCAGUUGCAAAUGAAAAUGGAGGAUAUGUCUUUGUCUGGCCUGGAUAACAGCAAACUGGAGGCCAUCGCACACGAGAUCUACACUGACCUGGUGGAGGAUGCCUGCCUGGGGCUCUGCUUCGAAGUCCACCGGGCAGUCAAGUGUGGCUACUUCUUCCUGGAUGACACCGACCCCGACAGCAUGAAGGACUUUGAGAUCGUGGACCAGCCUGGGGUGGACAUCUUCGGGCAGGUGUACAACCAGUGGAAGAACAAAGAGUGUGUGUGCCCCAACUGCAGCCGCAGCAUCGCCGCCUCCCGCUUCGCCCCACACCUGGAGAAGUGCCUGGGCAUGGGCCGCAACAGCAGCCGCAUCGCCAACCGCAGGAUCGCCAGCAGCAACAACCUGAACAAGUCGGAGAGCGACCAGGAGGACAACGACGACAUCAACGACAACGACUGGUCCUACGGCUCCGAGAAGAAAGCCAAGAAGAGGAAAUCGGACAAGAACCCCAACUCGCCUCGCAGGUCCAAGUCCCUGAAACACAAAAAUGGCGAGAUCGGUGGGAACCCCGAUCCCUUCAAGUACAGCAACUCAGCAGGAAUCAACUACGAGACGCUGGGCCCCGAGGAGCUGCGCACGCUGCUCACCACGCAAUGCGGAGUCAUCUCCGAGCACACCAAGAAGAUGUGCACCAGGUCCCUGCGGUGUCCCCAGCACACGGACGAGCAGCGCAGAUCCGUCCGGGUUUACCUCCUCGGCCCCUCCGCGUCCCUGCCCGAGGCUGAGGGCAGUGUGGAGAACGACAGCUUCGAGGUGGCCGAGAGCCAGGCCCUGAUGAGCCGGCUGCAGUGGGACGGCUCCUCCGACAUCUCCCCCUCCGACUCGGCCUCCUCCAAAGCCACACAAGAGGGGAUGGACAGACAGACUACCCAAAGCCACCUCCAAGAGCCGCUGGAGCAGCUUGUCACCCACCUCCCCCCCGGGGUGGGGAGAACCUUUUGGGGUACAAACAACUCUGAGUCUCGCAAGACCAAGAAGAAGAAGCCUCACCUGGGGCUGGUGAGCGGUGCCCCGGGGCUGGGCUCCAGCAAGAAGAAGAAGCCCAAGCCCCCUGCACCCCACACCCCCAGCAUCUAUGAUGACAUCAACUGAGUGCAGCAGAGCUGAUCCUGGGG
Dryobates pubescens (Downy woodpecker) is the source of this 1210-nucleotide messenger RNA. It is a transcript of the gene ATXN7L3, whose product is annotated as ataxin 7 like 3. Bases 63 to 1187 code for a protein of 374 amino acids. Gene Ontology annotation, biological process: positive regulation of DNA-templated transcription; regulation of transcription by RNA polymerase II. The transcript has 13 exons. Gene Ontology annotation, cellular component: DUBm complex; SAGA complex. The record is from RefSeq and is a predicted model, not a curated record. Lineage: Eukaryota; Metazoa; Chordata; Aves; Piciformes; Picidae. Gene Ontology annotation, molecular function: transcription coactivator activity.